AUGCAGCUCACCAACCUCCUCGUCGCCAUCAUGGCCACCGCCUCCGCCGUCUCGGCCACCUGCCACACCUCAGGCGUGACCUGGAACGACAAGGCGGCCGCCCGCCGCGCCAUCACCGACGCCUGCACCAAGGGCCGCUUCUCCGUCACCUUUGGCAUCCAGGAGAAGAUCUUCCUGUGCGUCAACUCUGGCGGCAAGCAAAAGAUGGAGUUUUGGGUCCAGAACAAGGCCAACUCGCGCCGCAACUGGGACGACGCCGACUGCAUCCACCGUCUCAGCAGGGAGGUUGACGGGUGCAAUCAGAACAAGGGGGGUUACAGCAAUGUUGAUAACUGGUACUACAGCUCCGACCCCAAUGAGGGCCAGUGCUAG
This is a messenger RNA of Podospora pseudocomata, 372 nucleotides long. RefSeq lists its product as uncharacterized. The record is from RefSeq and is a predicted model, not a curated record. NCBI's taxonomy places the organism in Eukaryota, Fungi, Ascomycota, Sordariomycetes, Sordariales, Podosporaceae. The transcript is spliced from 2 exons. Bases 1 to 372 code for a protein of 123 amino acids.